UCCGGCAUCGCUGCUGCUAACCAUGUAUUUAUUGUAAUUGAUUAUGAGUACUUCCUGAACAGUGCAAUCCGGGAAGAAUGUUUGUCGCUCGACAAAACUGCGUUCAAACUGGCAUUUAAAGCAGCUAUGUUUCCAUGCAUGAUAAAAUGCAUAGCUGACACUCGCUUCGCUGAACCGUCAGUGGACGCUGGCGAUGGAAGUCCAAGCACACAGCAUGACUAAGCAACUUUGUCUGCUGUCUAUGCGCCGUCUGUACGCUGUCUAUACUCGGUUUCCUUGGCUUGCGCUGCACAAUAGCAAUUUUCCGUCGCGAUCUAGGGAAUGGCUGAACAAACACUCCGAGAAUCCACAAAUGCUCUUCGUCCAGCCACGUGGGUCUUUGAGGUCCCAGCGGAGCGCUUCCAGACAACCUGCCAGCGCCUUACAUGCACACACACGGCUGCCGUGUUCCUUGAAAUGAAGGCCAAUUGUGACCCACCACAUCGCCAGGAUAACCGUCAGUUGGUGGAGUGGUCGUUAAAUCGACGAAAACGUCCGACGAUUCCAAAUCGCGAAGUGCGGCGGACCAUCUGUUCGGAUCCCGGCGCUGCGGAACGUUUCGGCAUUUCGGCAGCAUUUUGGAAAUUAACAGUUGGGACCAGUCAAACCUGGAAUACCGCCACUUACUCGAUGGAGCCAACGUGCCCCUCGCAGCGGCUUGUCAGCAAAGUGCCGCUGCGUGUAGAGUGCUCCAUCAGCGGAAAAGGCAUGCAAUACGGGGAUCCUUACGAAGUGUUGAUCAGUCCGAAAGGCUGGACAACGGCGACGGCUAAUCACGCGGGCAUAUCGACUUCUUCUUUAUCGCCUACGCUGGAACAAUACCGUGAUGGAGACUACAAUGUGAACGUCUCAGUAAUCGUUCCGAGGACCAUUUUGUAUGUGAGGAUCACCUGCUACCCGAUGGAUUCCAACGAAGACUCACUGGAUUCUAUGCUUGGCCCGCUUGGGCGUCAACAUCUUUCGGCAGAAGGCUCUGAUGAUGUACGGGACGAUGGACGGGUCGCAGAGUGCAAACUGAUCUCCCGUGAUGGACAGCAGUUUUGCGUCAAUCGAGAUGUACUGGCUGCACAGUCAUCGGUGUUUGCUGCCAUGUUCAAGCGUGAGAUGAAGGGGCAGUCUUCGGGACAGUACUUCCUUGAGGAUGUUGAUGGAUUCUUCCUGGAGGCACUCAACAAGUUUGUUUACAAGCGCGGUCCGCUGGAGCUGCCGUCGGGGAGUCUGCCGAAGCUGUGCGAGACUGCGGACCAGUAUAAAAUGGAUGGUUUGCGGGAGCAUUGCGAGAAGUUGAUGAUCGACGCGCUGGAUGUGCAGAACGCCGUGUAUUACCUGAUCCUGGCCAAACAGCGCCGUCUGCUGGAUUUGAAAGUGGCCGCUGCAAAAUUCAUCGAAAAUCGCGGAGAGCUCCUUGGAAAAUGAUUUGGAUAAGUGUGGAUUGAACGGCGCCGUAUCUGUCUUCUGUUUUUUUUUAUGGUGCUAAUAUGCAAGUUGUAGUGUUAAACGUUGAGUUAUGAAAGGCAUCAGUGUUAGGUAUACACUUUCAUUUUGUUAUCGCCGUUGCUUUUCAACGUACAAAUGAGUAUCGGGUUUUUGGUUUAUUAGUAAAAAUAGCAUCG
Messenger RNA from Paramacrobiotus metropolitanus, 1652 nucleotides. RefSeq lists its product as uncharacterized. The transcript is spliced from 5 exons. The record is from RefSeq and is a predicted model, not a curated record. Gene Ontology annotation, molecular function: ubiquitin protein ligase binding. Bases 322 to 1455 code for a protein of 377 amino acids. NCBI's taxonomy places the organism in Eukaryota, Metazoa, Tardigrada, Eutardigrada, Parachela, Macrobiotidae. Gene Ontology annotation, cellular component: nucleus; cytoplasm. Gene Ontology annotation, biological process: regulation of proteolysis; proteasome-mediated ubiquitin-dependent protein catabolic process.